ACUGCGGGAUUCGCUGUGGUUUGUUAUGAAGGACUAUACACGUGAUGGAAUGCGCAAUUUUGUGUAUCUAAAUGCACGUUCAUGCACAUAAUGUGUAUCUUUCAAUGAUAAUUUAGCACUGUAGUGUACAUUAAGGACCAAACGCAAGCUGUUUUCUCUACUGUGCUGGAUCGAUCAUCGCUACAUUGUGUAAUAUUAUCAAAAAGCCUGUCAUUUAUAACCAAAAAAAAGACUGAUUGAAACAGCAUAGCUACUCAUAAUUCAGUUACCAGAUAAGGACUAUCCUACAAUGUCUUACUGGGAUAAGGUGCUUUUCACGUACAUCGUUGGCGCGUGCUUGACUUUUGUGAAAACGGAUGUUAAUACCCAGCCAACCUUGGUCUAUAAAUGGAUAACACUAGAGUUCGAUUGGCCGAAUGACACAAUAAAACAACAAUACAUUGCAAACGAGGAUUACAUCCCAGAGAAUAACGCCAUCAACGGUAUAAAGGUUUACAACGAAAGCGUUUACUUAACCAUACCGAGGCUCAAAAAAGGUAUCCCAGCAACACUCGCGGUCGUUAUCAACAACGGAAGUGAUUCACCCGUCCUCCGUCCGUACCCGAAUUGGCAUAUGCACCGAAAAGACGACUGUGAUGCCCUCUAUCUCGUCCAGAGUAUGGAAAUCGACCCCAAUACUGGUUAUAUGUGGAUUCUGGACACCGGUUUGGUUGCUGUCGGUCCAGUUGACGUCGCCCCACUUGACCGUUGUCCACCCAAAUUGGUAAUAUACGAUAUAAACGGAGACGAAGAGGUACAUCGGUACAUUUUUGACCAGACAAAGGUAGGUGUGGGGAUGUUUUAUCUGAACGAUAUCGUUUUGGAUUACGGUGCAGAUGGCACAGCGCGAUUUGCUUACAUUUCUGACACUCUCGGGCGGAAGUUGGUUGCGUACGACCAGAAGUUGGACAAGGCAUAUAUUUUUGUUCACGAAUCUAUGCAACCGAAUCCAAAUUAUGCAACAGUGACAAUUUCAAACAGCAGUACACAGGUAAAUCCUCUGGGCAUUAACGGAAUCGCCAUAUCCUCUGACUUCCGGUAUGUCUACUACUGUUCUGUAGCUGGGCUGAGUUUGUAUCAGAUAUCUACUUCCGUCUUGCGUGACAGCUUCGCCACAGACGAAGAUUUUAGCCGCUCUGUGCGGAAGGUCGGUGAUAAAGUCAGUCAAAGUGAUGGCAUAUACUACGGGAAGGAACACAACUUGUAUUUCUCGACACUCGGUAGGAACGCUGUUUACAAAUGGCCGAUUUCCCAGGACAUGCAAACACAGGGCAAGGAUUCGUCCAAAGUCGAGAUGGUGACCCAAACGGUCGUCUCGAAAGAUACACGAAUGGAAUGGGUGGAUUCUCUUGGAAUGGAUGAGGACGGAGAACUUUGGUUCACUUCAAAUAACCUCCACACAUUUUUCGGGAAUUCUACCGAGGAUGGUUCGUGGAAUUAUUAUGUCUGGCGCAUGUUCGUCGACGACUCAAGUUAUCUGAACAUCACUGGUUUGACUGUGAUCGCUCCGACACAAGGGUCGGGCGAUCUUACUUCAUCAAUGGUUUGCCUCCUAAUCGGCGUCGCUACCUACGUCAUAAGCACGUGCAUGAGUUGUUGGUGUGCUUAUAAAAGGAGAUUUAUUGUCAAUUUAGACUUAUUGAUUGUGCACAAGGUAUUUGAUCCGCGGAUAUUCGCAAAGAUGACGUUUUUUCGAAUGUUCAGUAUUUUGUGUGUCUUAUUCAGCAUACAAUUAUGCUCAAGUGUGGACGAUUACGUCAUAUACCGUUGGCAGUUCUUAGAUUAUGAAUGGCCGGAUAUGGAAACGAGGAGCCAGUUUGUAGCCAACGGUUCGUACAUCCAAGAAAACAAUCAGCUUGGUAACAUUAGAGCAUUUAAUGGAAGUGUUUACGUCACUGUACCACGCCUGCGCAAAGGCGUUCCAUCUACACUUAAUGUUGUUGUUGGGCAGAACGACACCGAUUCACCGCUGCUACGGCCGUUUCCUAAUUGGGAAAUGAACCAAGGCGCAACAUGUGACCACUUCCGGUUUGUAAAUGCAUUUGAGAUAGAUCCCAAUACGGGAUGGAUGUGGAUAGUGGAUACUGGAUAUUACCCAGCAGUCUCUGUUAGACCGGAUGGUCAUGUGAAAUGUCCAGCAAAACUUGUGAUAUUUGAUCUAAAGAACAACAUAGUGUUACAUAGUCACAUAUUCCCUCCCCUCGUUGUGGGAUAUGGUAAUUUUUAUCUCACAGACAUGGUCUUGGAUUUUACUGACAACACAGUCACGCAUGCGUACAUAACAGAUACGUAUGACUGGAAAUUGAUCGUGUAUGAUCACAAUAUGAACUACUCCCACUCCUUCGUUCAUCCUUCCAUGAACCCCGAAUCUGGAUUUUCAAACAUAACCGUUCAUAACAAGACAGAGAUUAUCAGAGACUUAGGUAUUCGAGGGAUAGCAAUGGCUCCCGAUUUUAAGUUUGUAUAUUACACUGCAUUAGCUGGACUACGCUUGUUUAGAAUCCCUACAUCUGUGUUACGAGAUUUCAAACAUGACAGUGUAUAUUUCGCUUUUAAUGUUAAAAAGGUUGGAAACAAAGUUUCUAUUGGAGAAGGCAUGUACUGUAGUCAGAAAAACAGCCUUUUCUUUAGUGCUCCAAAUAUCAUUUACAAAUGGUCUUUAGCUGACACUGUGGAUGUCCGUCUACCUUUACCUAGCAACGUAACGUACGCAUCCCAAUCUGUAGUUUUUAAGGAAGGAGAAAUGAAUUGGAUAUCUUCUUUAACCAUAGACGAGGACAAGAAUUUGUGGUUUACGAGCAGGCCUCUUGGUUUUAUCUCCAAACAGAACUACAGUAAAUGGAACUAUUUUGUGUUGCGUACCGAUAUAGGUGUUAAGGGGUAUAUGGAUUUUAGUGUUGAAGCAAAAGGACUUGUACAAGGUGCAGCGAUAUAUCAACCUACCAUUCUUACUUUACUUAUCUGUUGUAUGUUAGGUAUGUCACUGACAAACAUUCAAUGAUGGUUUUUUUUUAGAUCAAGUUAACCUCACUUCCGGUUUUAACUUAGUUCCCAUAUCCAUUUUCUGCUUUGUGUAUCAUAUUCAAAUUGCCAGUUGAUAGUUUCCAACUUUCAAAUAUCUGUAUAUUGUGAUUGACAAACAUGUGAACAAACUUGCCAGAUAAAUUUCGGCAUGAAUUGUUGCUUUGUGAAUCUCGUCACCUCGAAAUCAGCGGGGAUCAUGGCAAACUUCCAGGUAUCCUUAGUAUUCCAGGUAAUCGGCUAUAUUGAUAUAUAUCUUUACUUUCGGAACUGAACUUUUACUUCGAAUUAAGCAGAAUCUUCGAGUUAUCAGAGUUCGAUAUAUCGAAGUGUGACGAUAUUUUUUAUAUUGGUUUAAUGAUAACCGUAACAACAAUAGGGGUAUUAUUUGCAUUCGUGUUUCAAUGUAAAGCCUGAAGCAACAUAAAUGUUUUAUGCAAACAGUCUCUAGACAAGUGAAUAUGCUUCGUGUCUGUGCCUCAAUGAAUCUUUGAGACCAUUGGGCCUACAAUCGCGCCAUGAAAUUAUCAUUAUCGACAGUGCGAGAACAAUGUAGUUUUCUGCAUUUCGAAAAAUAUCUCUGCUUGUGUCACUUUACUGGAAAUUAUUUAAUCGAAAUAGAACAUGUAUUUUUUAUUUUAGUAAUAAAUCAUGCAUAAGAAGGA
This is a messenger RNA of Pecten maximus, 3725 nucleotides long. RefSeq lists its product as uncharacterized. The coding region runs from base 290 to 3040 and encodes 916 amino acids. NCBI's taxonomy places the organism in Eukaryota, Metazoa, Mollusca, Bivalvia, Pectinida, Pectinidae. The transcript is spliced from 2 exons. The record is from RefSeq and is a predicted model, not a curated record.